AUGAUGCAGUCUUGGUUUAGCAUUUGCUUAGUGGCUGGCUUCGCGCGCAAGAGCCUCCUGCUGCACCGCUUUUCUUCUUUUUUUGGGAACGUCGCCUUUUGGUCGCCUAAAGUCGCCCGUGAAAGCACAAAAUGUUAUCUGAGGCACAAAGAAGCGACGCUUGCCCAUAGAAGCAGUUCCUCAGCGGCUUUUCCCAGCCUUAGACGGCAUCACGAGGAGCAUCAUGCUGUCCCGACUAGCAAAGCACAUAGCGCUCGGAGCCGGCUGGCUUGGCUGUGCCCAGAACUUCGUGGCAAGUUGCAGCUUGAGGCAGCUGGUGUGGCUGGCAGCCACAGUACUGCUGGCCACAUUACUGUUGGCUUGGGCAUGUGCUCUCACCUUUCGCGUUUGAUGCUUUGCCUUGCCGCAUCUUCCUAA
Messenger RNA from Effrenium voratum, 417 nucleotides. Lineage: Eukaryota; Dinophyceae; Suessiales; Symbiodiniaceae. The record is from the annotation of a GenBank genome assembly.